Porites evermanni is the source of this 1068-nucleotide messenger RNA. The record is from the annotation of a GenBank genome assembly. NCBI's taxonomy places the organism in Eukaryota, Metazoa, Cnidaria, Anthozoa, Scleractinia, Poritidae.
AUGCAGAAGAAAACCAUAACCGAUGCUCAGACUACAGCUUCCAGCAGUUGGAACUCUGCACACGGCCCAUCCAAUGCCAGGCUCCAUUUCCGGAGUGGACAUGGUAAAACUGGCGCAUGGUCGGCCAGAACUAAUGACAAAAAUCAGUGGCUGCAAGUGGAUCUUGGCAAAAAAUUGGAGGUGACAGCAAUACAGACACAGGGACGAUACGACGCUAAUCAAUGGGUCAUGAGCUACACUGUUUCCUACAGCAACGACGGCAAAACCUUCCAUCCCUAUCAGAAUCACAAGGUAUAUGAAGCCAAAUGAAACCCGUGACAAAAGCAAAGCAGGCAGUUACGUGAAAGUUCGAAAUAGCGUCGCCAGUAUGAAAAAAAAAAACUGCCCCUUGUAAAGUCAUCCCGAUCCCCGAAUUCGGGAUCCGGAAUCCAGAAUCCAGGGCUUUGGAAUCCGGACUUCAGCUCAAGGUAUCCAGAAUCCUGCUAACAAUUGGAAUCCGUAAUCCAUGAGUUCCAGUGACAAGAAAUCUAGAUUCCAUGUCCUGGAUUCCAGCCUGAAUCCAAGUCUGUCUUGUGUUACCUUACAUGGGGCGAAAUGAAACUCCCCCUUUUAUUAAACACCCCUCUCCCUCAGAAGAGAAGGAGAGGGAGCUUUGUACCAUUCACGUCAACAUGUUUUGUUACUACUGGCACUGAUACGUUUAGUCGCUUGAAUGAAAUAAGUGCAAUUUCAUAGGCGACCCCUCGCGGCGCAGACAAUGAAGUAAGCACCCCGGGUGCUAAUUUGAACCUUUGUUGCAUCUAAAUUUUACUUGCAGGAUUUACCCAAUUUUUUCUCUCCACAAAAAGGAAAACACGCAAAAUUUAUUAUGACCAGGAUCUUUAAAGUUUAAUAACAUUUCAUUUACCGCUGCAGGUUUUUCAGGCAAACCGGGACCGUCACACUGUGGUUAAGAACAAUUUGCAGCCUACCAUAGUUGCACGCUACAUUCGGGUACAUCCUAAGACAUGGUAUAGCCAUAUUUCUAUGAGGAUGGAACUCUUGGGAUGUCCGUUUGGUAAGUACUGA